Struthio camelus australis is the source of this 2160-nucleotide messenger RNA. It is a transcript of the gene FZD2, whose product is annotated as frizzled class receptor 2. Lineage: Eukaryota; Metazoa; Chordata; Aves; Struthioniformes; Struthionidae. The record is from RefSeq and is a predicted model, not a curated record. Gene Ontology annotation, cellular component: plasma membrane. Gene Ontology annotation, biological process: canonical Wnt signaling pathway; non-canonical Wnt signaling pathway. Gene Ontology annotation, molecular function: Wnt receptor activity; Wnt-protein binding.
AUGGGGCAGCUCAUGGGGCCGGUGCCAGUCCCGGGCACGGCUGGGUGGCAGGACCCUCCCACUGCUCCCAGCCCCAGCAUCACCCACAGUGCGGGGCACUGGGAGCCGGGCCCCAGGCGCCCCUCCGGCAUCCUGCACCGGCUGGCCUGGCUGCUGCUGGGACUCAGCGUGCUAGGGCUGAGCCAGGGCCAGCUGCAUGGCGAGAAGGGCAUCUCCAUCCCGGACCACGGCUUCUGCCAGCCCAUCUCCAUCCCACUCUGCACCGACAUCGCCUACAACCAGACUAUCAUGCCCAACCUACUGGGCCACACCAAUCAGGAGGACGCAGGGCUGGAAGUGCACCAGUUCUACCCACUGGUCAAGGUGCAGUGCUCGCUGGAGCUCAAGUUCUUCCUCUGUUCCAUGUACGCGCCGGUGUGCACAGUGCUGGAGCAGGCCAUCCCACCAUGCCGCUCCAUCUGUGAGCGGGCCCGCCAGGGCUGUGAGGCCCUCAUGAACAAAUUUGGCUUCCAGUGGCCUGAGCGGCUUCGCUGCGAGAACUUCCCCCGGCACGGUGCUGAGCAGAUCUGCGUGGGGCAGAACCACUCUGAGGAUGGUGGCUCACCGGCACUGCUCACCAGCGCCACACCGCUGGCCGGCCAGGGCACCCCAGGCGCUCCCCGUUACGCCACCCUGGACCACCCCUUCCACUGCCCGCGGGCACUCAAGGUGCCCAGCUACCUCAACUACAAGUUCCUAGGCGAGAAGGACUGUGCAGCACCCUGCGAGCCCACCCGUCCUGACGGCCACAUGUUCUUCAACGAGGAUGAGAUCCGUUUCGCCCGCAUCUGGAUCCUCAUCUGGUCCGUGCUGUGUUGUGCCUCCACCUUCUUCACUGUCACCACCUACCUGGUGGACAUGCAGCGCUUCCGCUACCCCGAGCGGCCCAUCAUCUUCCUCUCUGGGUGCUACACCAUGGUGUCAGUGGCCUACAUUGCUGGCUUCGUGCUAGAGGAGAGGGUGGUCUGUAACGAGCGCUUCCAGGAGGAUGGGUACCGCACGGUGGUGCAGGGCACCAAGAAGGAGGGCUGCACCAUCCUCUUCAUGAUGCUCUACUUCUUCAGCAUGGCCAGCUCCAUCUGGUGGGUCAUCCUCUCCCUCACCUGGUUCCUGGCUGCUGGCAUGAAGUGGGGUCACGAGGCCAUCGAGGCCAACUCGCAGUACUUCCACCUGGCCGCCUGGGCUGUGCCAGCCGUCAAAACCAUCACCAUCCUGGCCAUGGGGCAGAUCGAUGGGGACCUGCUAAGCGGUGUCUGCUUCGUGGGCCUUAACAACAUCGACCCGCUGCGGGGCUUUGUGCUGGCCCCACUCUUUGUCUACCUCUUCAUCGGCACCUCCUUCCUGCUAGCUGGCUUCGUGUCCCUCUUCCGCAUCCGCACCAUCAUGAAGCACGGUGGCACCAAGACAGAGAAGCUGGAGCGCCUCAUGGUGCGCAUCGGCGUCUUCAGUGUCCUCUACACCGUCCCUGCCACCAUUGUCAUCGCCUGCUACUUCUACGAGCAGGCUUUCCGCGAGCACUGGGAGCGCAGCUGGAUCAGCCAGAACUGCAAGAGCCUGGCCAUCCCCUGCCCACUGCAGUUCACGCCGCGUAUGACCCCGGACUUCACUGUCUACAUGAUCAAGUAUCUCAUGACUCUCAUCGUGGGCAUCACGUCAGGGUUCUGGAUAUGGUCGGGCAAAACGCUGCACUCGUGGAGGAAGUUCUACACGCGGCUCACCAACAGCAAGCAGGGCGAGACAACGGUGUGAGCCGCCCGGACGUGGUGCUCGCGGGGCCGUCCCAGCGACCUUGGGGCUUUCUUUUUGGGGGGUCGAUUUUUUUUUUUUUUUAAGAUUCAUUAACGUCUAAGGGGUGUCUCUCUCUCGUUUAUUUUUUUUGUAAUUAAACCUGUAAAUAGCAUUUGUAAAUUUAAUUAUAUAUUUCUAUUUAAAACAAAACCAAAAAAAAGAGAAAAACAGAAAAACAAGCUGAGAGCACGAAGAGGCCGGGCUGGGAGCGGCGUCUCUUCCUCCCUCUCUCCCCUCUUCUUUUUGCUACUUAGGGUUUGAGGGGGGUUUCUGCCUUCCCUCUCUUCUCUCUGACUUGGCAGCAGCUCCGCUCGACAUGGAGCCAUAGAGACG